Messenger RNA from Diceros bicornis minor, 695 nucleotides. RefSeq names its product histone H2A.J. Gene Ontology annotation, cellular component: nucleosome. Gene Ontology annotation, molecular function: protein heterodimerization activity; DNA binding; structural constituent of chromatin. The transcript has a single exon. The record is from RefSeq and is a predicted model, not a curated record. NCBI's taxonomy places the organism in Eukaryota, Metazoa, Chordata, Mammalia, Perissodactyla, Rhinocerotidae. Bases 135 to 524 code for a protein of 129 amino acids.
AAUGGGAAGGCGCUGCCUAGUAUCAGCAAAGUGUUGGUAGAGGCAGUUCGGGUGUGGUACAUUGCAUUCCCAUUCUCCAACCGGGAUCGCUGGGGGCUUUUUUCCGUCGCUGGAGUUUUAGGCGAGAGGUGAACAUGUCUGGUCGCGGCAAGCAGGGCGGCAAAGUGCGGGCGAAGGCCAAGUCCCGGUCGUCGCGCGCGGGCCUGCAGUUCCCAGUGGGCCGAGUGCACAGACUGCUGCGCAAAGGGAAUUACGCGGAGCGAGUCGGCGCUGGGGCGCCGGUGUACCUGGCCGCGGUGUUGGAGUACCUGACGGCGGAGAUCCUGGAGUUGGCUGGCAACGCUGCUCGUGACAACAAGAAGACCAGGAUAAUCCCUCGCCACCUGCAACUGGCCAUCCGCAACGACGAGGAGCUAAACAAGCUGCUGGGGAAAGUGACCAUCGCUCAGGGCGGCGUCCUGCCCAACAUCCAGGCCGUGCUGCUGCCCAAGAAGACGGAGAGUCAGAAGGCGAAGAGCAAGUGACCCUGACGCCGCCACGGGGGAGCUGGCUUCCCCAGCAAAGGCUCUUUUCGUAGCCAUCCCAGAAUGUUUUUGCAUAUGCUCUUGUCACCGAGGGCCGGCUAGAUCUAGCGGGGAGGUGGGCGGCGAGGGCCCCGCCAGGGUCGGAGGCCAAUAAAGUCGGUGAAAAUCGUG